Messenger RNA from Brassicogethes aeneus, 381 nucleotides. The record is from the annotation of a GenBank genome assembly. Lineage: Eukaryota; Metazoa; Arthropoda; Insecta; Coleoptera; Nitidulidae.
AUGAACUGCCUAAGUUUCUUUCUUUUGAUCUUCGUUGCUGUCGCUUAUGCUUCACACCAUGAAGAAAAUUAUGCUCCAGCUCAUUACAAAUUCGAAUACGGUGUCCAUGAUCCUCAUACCCACGACAUCAAGUCUCAACAUGAACACAGGGAUGGUCACAAAGUGAAUGGAGGCUACACCCUUAAGGAAGCCGAUGGCACCACUCGUAUUGUGGAAUACAUUGGAGAUCACCACAACGGUUUCCAAGCGAUCGUCAAGAGAAUCGGCCAUGCCCAGCAUCCCGCUCAUUAUGGACAUGGUCACGGUGAUCACGGUCAUGGACAUGGAGGAGUUGGCGGUACCAGCUGGGUUGGAGUCACUCAUUAUGGAUAUAAACACUAA